This is a messenger RNA of Lactuca virosa, 1396 nucleotides long. Lineage: Eukaryota; Viridiplantae; Streptophyta; Magnoliopsida; Asterales; Asteraceae. The record is from the annotation of a GenBank genome assembly.
UUCCCAGCCGAUCACUCGCAGAAGAACUUGGAAGAGGCAGAGUCGCCGUCCAUCGGAGUAGCGAAGAACAGUGAAAAUGGCGGAGACCAAGGCAGUGACACUCCGUACAAGGAAGUUUAUGACAAACAGACUUCUUUCCAGGAAGCAAUUUGUGAUUGAUGUCCUUCAUCCAGGAAGGCCCAAUGUAUCAAAGGCUGAAUUGAAGGAGAAGUUGGCAAGGAUGUACGAGGUUAAAGAUCCAAAUUCCAUCUUUGUAUUCAAAUUCAGAACUCACUUUGGUGGUGGCAAGUCAACUGGUUUUGGAUUGAUUUAUGAUUCUGUUGAGAAUGCAAAGAAGUAUGAACCAAAAUACAGGCUUGUUAGGAAUGGCUUGGAUACUAAGGUGGAGAAGUCAAGAAAGCAAUUGAAGGAAAGAAAGAACAGGGCUAAGAAGAUCAGAGGUGUAAAGAAGACAAAGGCUGGAGAUGCUGCCAAGAAGAAGAAACACCCACAUAGAUAUACUGGAGGUGAAACGUUUAUGUUUACUGAUCAUGAUUUCUCUGGAAUGUAUUUACAUGGGUGUUGUGAAUUUCUAGAAAGAUUUGUUGGAGAACCUUUUGAGAAACUUUAUUACUUAGCACGUGAUCUCCCUAUGGCAAAUGGUCUUAGGGUAAUAACUAACGAAACAGAUUAUCAAGUGUUUAUCGACGUUGUUUAUCAAUCACCUGAAAGGCCAAUAGACCUGUAUUUAGAUCAUAUUGGGGAAGGAUUUGAGGACUGGUUCGAUGAAGAAAGUGAUGAAAGUGGUUCAGUGAACCAGGGAAAUGACAAAGAAACUGCACAAGGAAUCCCCGAUCCUGAACCAGCCUAUAUGUUUGAAGCUAGUUUGGAUGAUGAAAUCAAUAGGGAAUACUGUACCCCACUAAACAAGACUAAGGACGAUGAGUUUCUUAACAAGUUAUGCCCGGAAGGUGGAGAAGAGAAAAAGAUUGAAGAGAUAGAUAAUAGUGAGGAAUUGGACAAUGAUGUACUUGAGGAACAUCCUAUCUUUAAUCCUCAUGGUGAAAAUGUGAAGAAAAGGACUGUAGAAGUGGUAAGUGGUAGUAGGACAGGAAUGGACGGUGGGGAUACACAUGGUAGUAGGGUUAAGAGGACUAAGACAACAAAGGGUGAAAAUGUGAAGAAAAUGACUGCAGAAGAGGCAAGUGGAAGUAGGACAGGAAUGGAAUGUGGGGAUACACAAGGUACUAGGGAAAGUGGGACUACACAAGUGACAAGGGAGAGGGGUAAUGUUGUAAUUCCCCAGCUUAAGAGGAGGAAAAAGAGUGAAAGGAUCAUCAAGAAAAAAUUGGCAACCCAAGUUAUAGGAAAGGAUGGAGAGGGCAGCACUUCAGAAAAACCUGUCAACUUAAUGUAG